Messenger RNA from Anisakis simplex (herring worm), 234 nucleotides. The record is from the annotation of a GenBank genome assembly. NCBI's taxonomy places the organism in Eukaryota, Metazoa, Nematoda, Chromadorea, Rhabditida, Anisakidae.
AUGGCAUUUUGCGCACUUAUUCAUCGUUUCGCUCCGGACGCAUUCGAUUUCAAUUUGCUGGAUCCUGCAAAUAGACGUGGCAAUUUCGAAUUGGCUUUCAAAGUUGCUGAAGAUCAUGGUGUGGUACCGUUAUUAGAAGUCGAUGAUAUGUUAAUGAUGGGUGAUCGACCCGACUGGAAGUGUGUCUUCACCUAUGUGCAAACGUUUUAUAAAGAAUUUAAGGAUAGACCUUAA